UCAGAUCAAACCAUCAUUUCAACGGAUGAGAUUGAGUUUGCGAGUGGCCUCUGUGUUUUUAGGCUUCGAGAUCUUUCUCGUAGGGGUCAAAAGUGCUUUGAACACUCGUUGAUAUCGGAAGCUUGGAUCUCCGUGAAUCGAUCGGAAACUAUGGCGGAGGAGCAAAAGCACGAGGAAUCUGCGCUGGCUACGGAACCGGCGGUGGAAGUAGUGGAAAGGGAAUCGUUGUUGGACAAGAUAUCGGAGAAGAUCCACCACGGCAGCGAUUCGUCGUCAUCGUCUGAUGACGAGGACGAGAAGAAGGCAUCUUCUCCAUCUUCUCUCAAGGCAAAGGUUUACCGCUUGUUCGGGAGGGAGAAGCCUGUGCACAAGGUUCUCGGCGGCGGGAAACCGGCAGAUAUAUUCAUGUGGAGGAACAAGAAGAUGUCGGCUAGUGUACUUGGCGGUAUAACAGCUGUCUGGGUGUUGUUCGAACUGGCGGAGUACCACCUUCUCACUCUGCUCUGCCAUGUCUUGAUUGCUGUCAUCGCUGUGUUGUUCCUAUGGUCUAAUGCAAGCAUGUUUAUUCACAAGUCCCCUCCAAAGAUUCCGGAAGUUCACAUCCCUGAAGAACCAAUUCUCCAGCUUGCUUCUGGGCUCAGAAUUGAGAUCAACCGGGCAUUCACUUGUUUGCGAGACAUUGCUUCUGGAAGAGAUCUCAAGAAGUUUCUCUCCGCUAUUGCUGGCUUGUGGGUGCUGUCGAUCCUCGGGGGCUGCUGCAACUUCUUGACAUUGUCCUAUAUCGCUAUGGUGAUGCUCUUCACCAUCCCGGUACUGUACGAGAAGUAUGAAGACAAGGUGGACGCAUACGGGGAGAAAGCAAUGGUGGAGAUCAAGAAGCAGUAUGCGGUUUUGGACGAAAAGGUACUAAGCAAGAUCCCGAGGGGACCGUUGAAGGGCAAGAAGAAGGAUUAGGACAGGGAGAUAUUGUCUGGUGUUUGGGAAAGGUGGUGUUUGUGAAAUCGUGGUGCAGUUAUCAGAUUGAUGUCUAAUUUUGUUUUUCUGGGGGGGUCAGCGUGAAUCGGAUACUUUUGUUUGCUUUCUUUUUGUUCUGUGUUUAUGUGACUCUGAUGCUUCCGCUGUGAGGCAAUUCCUUUUGUAAGGAGGUAACUAGUUUGUACUCG
Messenger RNA from Tarenaya hassleriana, 1163 nucleotides. Its product is annotated as reticulon-like protein B1. The coding region runs from base 151 to 954 and encodes 267 amino acids. Lineage: Eukaryota; Viridiplantae; Streptophyta; Magnoliopsida; Brassicales; Cleomaceae. The record is from RefSeq and is a predicted model, not a curated record. The transcript is spliced from 5 exons.